AUGUCAAGCCUCCGCCGUCGAGUCGGGAAUAUAUUCGCGUCCACUCGCGCCAGCUCUACACCCGGCGCAUCCGCCGCAGCUACCCCCGACAACGCCAGCGACGACAACAGUGGAAGCAGCAGUAGCAAGAAUGCUGUGGUGGUGGAUGACAAUGGAGGGAAAAAGCUUCGUUUCGGCCCAGCCUUAGAACUUCAGGAAAUCUCUGUCAGGCGGAGGAGUAAACGGCGUAAUGGGUUGAUAUUCGGACUUGGAGGCAUUUUUGGGAUAUUCUUAGCUCUAUUUUUUGCAAAUCAGAAUGAAGUCAUUAGUUUGGAUGCUCUAAUGGAUCUAAAUUUGGAUUCGUUAAUGGAUGUUAUGCCGGCCGGCAUUAUCAGAGAUGCCAGCCAGUUCUCGCAAACGGAACGGGAAGCGGUAAGCUAUGAUGCCUUUUCGGUUGGCCUCAGUCUUAAGACUCAGGGAAUAACCGCAAACCAUUCUAUUAUUAUGGUCCCCGGAGUGAUAUCAACGGGGCUGGAGAGCUGGGGAACUGAUGAAAAGUCAAGACAAUACUUUAGGAAAAGGUUGUGGGGAAGUUGGACUAUGAUGAGGGCACUCGUUCUCGACAAAUCUAGCUGGAAAAAUCACAUUAUGCUCGAUAAGUUUACGGGACUUGAUCCCUCGGGUAUCAAGCUUCGAGCUGCGCAGGGUUUUGAUGCGACAGAUUUCUUCAUCACGGGUUACUGGAUCUGGAACAAAAUUUUGGAAAAUCUUGCUACCAUUGGUUAUGAUCCAACUAAUGCUUUCACUGCCGCUUAUGACUGGCGACUUUCCUAUAUUAAUCUUGAAAGGCGCGACCAUUAUUUCAGCAAGCUCAAGGCAUACAUUGAGACGGCUGUGGGACUUUCGGAUAGGAAAGUUGUUCUUGUUUCGCAUAGCAUGGGCUCUCAAGUAGCCAUGUUCUUCUUCAAAUGGGUUGAAAGUUUGGAGCAUGGGGGAGGAGGCCCUGACUGGGUAGAAACACAUAUUGACUCGUGGAUUAAUAUUAGCGGCUGCAUGUUAGGGGCAUCCAAGGGAGUCUCAGCUGUCCUGUCAGGAGAGAUGAAAGACACUGCACAGCUGAACGCCUUUGCAGUCUACGGGCUCGAGAAGUUUCUCUCAAAGGAAGAGAGGGCGGAUUUGUUUCGCGCCAUGCCUGGUAUAUCGAGCAUGCUCCCCAAGGGUGGAGACGCUAUUUGGGGAAAUAGCACAUGGGCGCCAGACGACCAAGAAGGCCAACCUUUCACCUUUGGUAACUUCAUAAAUUUUAAGGAGACGAAUUCGUCAAAGACGCAAAGCAACCUUACCGUAGACGGCGCGCUACCUUUCCUCUUCAAGCACACGGACCAAUGGUACAGAGAUCAGGUCCAGCAAAAUUACUCUCACGGCGUUGCUCAUACGACAGCAGAAGUCGAAGCGAACGAAAAGGAUCCACGCAAGUGGCUGAAUCCGCUUGAAACCCGCUUACCCAUCGCCCCAAACUUGAAUAUAUAUUGCUUCUAUGGCGUGGGCAAGCCUACAGAGCGGAGCUAUUUUUAUCAUGACGAUAUCGAUCCCUUAUCGAAGCUGAAUGUCAGUAUAGAUACAACAGUGACGAACGGGAUUGUGGAUCGAGGAGUGGUCAUGAGCGAGGGCGAUGGCACCGUCAACCUGCUCAGUCUGGGAUAUAUGUGUGUGAAGGGAUGGGGGAUUAAAAGAUAUAAUCCUGCUGGUGCAAAAGUUAAAGUGUAUGAGAUGCCGCAUGAACCUGGUCGGUUCUCGCCUCGUGGAGGCCCGAAUACAGGUGACCAUGUCGACAUUCUUGGUCGAUCACUCCUCAACGAUUUAGUUCUUCGUAUCGCCAGUGGGAGAGGUGACAUGGUGGAAGACAACUUUGUCUCUCGAAUAAAAGAAUAUUCUGACCGCGUUAAGAUCAGCGAGGAGGAAUGA
Messenger RNA from Paracoccidioides lutzii Pb01, 1944 nucleotides. Its product is annotated as Phospholipid:diacylglycerol acyltransferase. Gene Ontology annotation, molecular function: phospholipid:diacylglycerol acyltransferase activity. Gene Ontology annotation, cellular component: cytoplasm; perinuclear endoplasmic reticulum. The coding region runs from base 1 to 1944 and encodes 647 amino acids. Gene Ontology annotation, biological process: triglyceride biosynthetic process; lipid storage. The record is from RefSeq and is a predicted model, not a curated record. The transcript is spliced from 3 exons.